Verticillium alfalfae VaMs.102 is the source of this 300-nucleotide messenger RNA. RefSeq lists its product with no specific name. NCBI's taxonomy places the organism in Eukaryota, Fungi, Ascomycota, Sordariomycetes, Glomerellales, Plectosphaerellaceae. The record is from RefSeq and is a predicted model, not a curated record. The transcript has 2 exons. The coding region runs from base 1 to 300 and encodes 99 amino acids.
AUGCACCUCGCUGCGCUUCUCGUCGCCAUCCUCCCGGCCGUGGUCCUGGCCCGUCCGUACCUCCCCUUGAUCUUCCCACUCUGCCUCCGAACACCCCGGCCCCCUGAGGUUCCCGUCAUUCCGCGUGACGCAUUCGAGGCUGCCGCUCUCGAGCUGGUCGAGGCCGGCCAAAUACGCAUGGGGCAUCCUGCAGCUCGGUUCCAGGCCAGUACAGGGACUUUACAGUCAUUCGUGGCGUACAAUGUGGUUAUCAUGAUGAGGAGAUGCAUGUACAAUAAGGGGGGGCAUCGCAAGGAGUAA